AUGCUCUCCAAGUACGUUCCUACUUCGUGGCUGCGAGACACCAAUGCUCGCAUUGCGUACAACACCCUUCGAGCGGCAGAGUCGGACGAGAAGCUCGACACAGAACAGCUGAACACCCCCAAGAGCGAAACCGACAUUAGCGGGGCUUUGCGGGAGCGACUUCGACGACUUCGGCUGGCAGUCAUACUGCUGUCCAGUUCACUCGUUCUGGUUGUCCUUGGUUGGGGUCUACGGGAACUUACAGGCCCUCGAGAUGUGUCAGUGAAGUCGCAGUUUACCGAUUACGUCGUCAAAGAUACGCCAGAAGUCUUUUCUCCAGCCAUCAAAGCCACCGAGUGGAAAGAAGUGGUAUUCCACAACAAUUUCGAAGACAAAACCCGCUGGCAAGGGCCGCCAAACGACGAAGUUGACAAGGCUUGGAGAGACCUGUAUAUCGACAUUGGAGUCAUCAAGAUUCCCAAAGAGGAUGCCGAGAAGUUGCCAAACCAAACGCUCCCUAUCCCAGGUGAAGAAGAUGGGUAUAUCGUGGGGUUAGAAGUUUACCAUCAGCUCCAUUGCUUGGACCUAAUCCGAAAGCACUUCUACCCGGAACGCUACGGCGGCGACCGAGACAUGACAGAGCAGCAGCGCAAGGAGUACUGGAUUCACCUUGAACACUGCAUCGACAACCUCCGCCAGACCAUCAUGUGCUACUCCGACAUCAGCACCAUCCCUUGGAUGUACAUGGAAAGAGUGCACGCCAACUUCCCCUCGGCCAAGACAACGCACAUCUGCCGAGACUUUGACAAGCUCACGGAGUGGAUGUUGCAUCCGGAUAGACAUUUCCCACAGGAGGAGUAUCAGCUCAGGUUGAAGGCGUUGCAGGCUGGCGCACUGGCUGAGAGUGGGAAGCAUCCUUGAUGUUGUCAAGGCUGAUGACGGUGGGUUUGGGAUUGGAUGAUAACUCGUCGGAAAACGGAUAUGACUUGACUGUA
Molecule: messenger RNA, 974 nt
Organism: Neurospora tetraspora
Lineage: Eukaryota; Fungi; Ascomycota; Sordariomycetes; Sordariales; Sordariaceae
Exons: 4
Coding region: 1-900 (299 amino acids)
Biological process (GO): mycotoxin biosynthetic process
Source: RefSeq, a predicted model, not a curated record